Messenger RNA from Effrenium voratum, 381 nucleotides. The record is from the annotation of a GenBank genome assembly. Lineage: Eukaryota; Dinophyceae; Suessiales; Symbiodiniaceae.
AUGCCAACGCUGGCACCGGCGCUUCGCGCUUUGCGCGAGGACGGGGCCUUCUCCUUGGCCUCCGCCCGGGUCCGCGAGGCCUCGGAGGAGGCGUACCAGGCGCCCCUCUUCGACGAGUUUGUGAUCUGCAACGAGGGCUCCAUCGAGUUCCUCCAUGGUGAGGAACGCUUGAGGCUGCAGGAGGGUGAGGCGGUCUUCCUGCCCAAGUCUUUGCGUGUGAAGUGGAUCUGGCCGCAGGCCACGAGGUACACGGUGCUGUGCUUGCCCGCCUUCUCCCCGGAGCUCUCCGGCCGGGAAGCGGAGGAGGGCGCCACCGUGGCCAAGGACAGCAAGUCCAUGGAAAGGCUGGAAGCUUUGCAUGCCAAAGUGGAAGGGGCCUGA